Molecule: messenger RNA, 1449 nt
Organism: Thelazia callipaeda (thelaziosis nematode)
Lineage: Eukaryota; Metazoa; Nematoda; Chromadorea; Rhabditida; Thelaziidae
Source: the annotation of a GenBank genome assembly
AUGGAUGGUUGUGGUAAUAUCUUAUCUGAAAAGGUACAGAGAGUGGCAUAUUCUGGCAAAAAUAUGUUGAAAGAUCCGUUAAGUAUUGUCGAUCCCCAAGCUUAUCAGAUUAUGCAAAAGGAAAAGCAAAGACAAAAAAGAGGUUUGGAACUAAUUGCUAGUGAAAAUUUCACAUCAAAAGCCGUUUAUGAUGCAUUGGGCUCAUCAAUGUCAAAUAAGUAUUCAGAAGGUUACCCCGGGGUUAGAUAUUAUGGUGGCAAUGAGUUCAUCGAUCAGAUGGAAAGGUUAUGUCAGAGUCGUGCUCUGCAGGUUUUUGGUUUGGAUAAAGAGAAAUGGGGUGUCAAUGUUCAAAGUCUUUCGGGUGCACCAGCGAAUCUUGCUGUUUAUGUAGGAUUAAUGGAACCAAAUGGUCGAAUCAUGGGUCUGGACUUACCAGAUGGCGGCCAUCUCAGUCAUGGAUUUUUUACACCACAAAAAAAAAUCUCAGCCACAUCUGUAUUCUUUCAAUCAAUGCCAUACAAAGUUGAUCCCAAAACUGGUUACAUCGAUUAUGAUCAGCUGGAGCGUAAUGCCUUGCUAUUUCGUCCAAAGAUUAUUAUAGCCGGUACAAGUUGCUAUUCACGUAAUCUAGAUUACAGUCGUUUCCGGCAGAUAGCUGAUAAAUGUAAUGCUUAUUUAUUGGCUGAUAUGGCUCAUAUCUCAGGUUUAGUUGCUGCGAAUUCAGUUCCAUCGCCGUUUGAAUAUGCUGAUGUCGUUACUACAACAACACAUAAGACUUUGCGUGGUCCUCGUGGUGCACUAAUUUUCUACAGAAUAGGUUUGAAAGAAGUUACAUCAAAGGGUGAAAAAAUUAUGUAUGACUUGGCACAAAAAAUAGAUUUCGCGGUAUUUCCAGGUUUACAAGGAGGUCCUCAUAAUCAUACAAUUGCCGCCAUCGCUGUUGCUUUGUACCAAUGUCUCACAGAAGAAUUUGUUAUUUAUUCAAAACAAAUUUUGGCAAAUUCACAAGCGCUUGCAAGAAGAUUGAUAGAACAUGGCUAUACUUUGGUCACAGGUGGAACUGAUAAUCAUCUUUGUUUGGUGGAUUUACGACCAAAGGGUCUGGAUGGUGGUAGAGUGGAGCACGUACUUGACUUAGCUCAUAUCAUUUGUAAUCGCAAUACAUGCCCAGGAGAUCAGAGUGCUUUACGUCCUGGUGGGAUUCGUCUUGGAACACCAGCUUUAACCACCAGAGGACUAAAAGAAGCUGAUUUCAUUACAGUUGCUGAUUUUAUUCAUGAAGGAGUACAAAUUUUGAUGAAAUAUCAGUCAGAAACGGGUAAAACUUUAAAAAGUUUGAAAGAGUUCACCAGUUCUAAUGAAGCGUUCAAGAUUGAUAUCAAUAAAUUAGCAGAAAAAGUGGAACAGUUCGCAAGCAAGUUUGAUAUCCCAGGGAACGAUGAGAUCUAA